This is a messenger RNA of Papaver somniferum (opium poppy), 834 nucleotides long. RefSeq names its product expansin-B15-like. Gene Ontology annotation, biological process: sexual reproduction. The transcript has 4 exons. Lineage: Eukaryota; Viridiplantae; Streptophyta; Magnoliopsida; Ranunculales; Papaveraceae. The record is from RefSeq and is a predicted model, not a curated record. Bases 1 to 834 code for a protein of 277 amino acids. Gene Ontology annotation, cellular component: extracellular region.
AUGCUGCUUUUCAUGGCUUCUCUUAAGAUGUUUCCCCAAACAUAUUCGUUUACCAUUCUCCUCUUAAGUCUCCUGUUCCUCAUUCAAUAUUGUUCGUCUUUCAAUCCAAAACUCUUGGAUGUGUCACUAGCUACUGAGUCUGGUUUCUCAUCAGCAGGAGCUACGUGGUACGGAGGUCCAAAUGGUGCUGGUAGUGACGGUGGCGCCUGCGGCUAUGGGAGUGAUGUAGGGAAACCACCUUUCUCUUCGAUGAUAUCAGCUGGUGGCCCUUCUCUUUUUAGGUCGGGCAAAGGCUGCGGGACAUGUUAUCAGGUGAAAUGUACGGCACAUUCAUCUUGCUCGGGAAAACCAGUAACCGUGGUGAUUACAGACGAGUGCCCAGGUUGUGUCUCACAAUCAACCCAUUUUGAUUUGAGCGGUACCUCUGUUGGAGCUAUGGCGAUUCCCGGCAAAGCACAGCAGUUGAGGAAUGUUGGUGUCUUGCAAAUACAAUAUAAGCGAGUGGCAUGCAACUACGCAGGCACCAAUUUAGUGUUUAAGGUCGAUGCUGGUUCGAACCCUAACCAUUUCGCCACUCUGGUUGAGUAUCAAAACGGACAAAGCGAUAUCGCUUCUAUUGAUCUUCAACUUCAAGACAUAUCAGUUUCUUCAAAUUGGCGACCAAUGCAGCGAUCAUGGGGUGCUGUGUGGAAGUUGGACUCAGCAACUGCAUUGAAGGGUCCAUUUUCUCUACGUCUGAAGUCUGCUAACGGAGAGACGAUUGUUGCGAAGAACGUCAUUCCAGCGGGAUGGCGAGCUGGUGUUACAUAUCGAUCGAGCAUAAAUUUUAAUUAA